AUGGCCGUCUCAGGGCCAGAGGGAGAGGCAGCAGCAGCAGCAGCAGCAGCAGCCGCUGCUGCUGCUGCUGCUGCUGCUCGCGGCCCUCCGCUGUCCGAAGCAGCAGCAGCAGCAGCAGCCGCAGCCAAUCCGCUGCAGUUUGUGCUGCAGGCGAGCAGGAGCGCCUCGCUGGAGAGUUUGGGGGCGGAGUUGGAGAAAGGUGCUGCUGCGCUGCAGGAGCAGCUGCUGUGCAUUUUGUACAGCAGCAAAAGUGCUGUUGCUGCUCUUCAAGAAACAGUGGAAGCAGCAACUGGGGCUUUUGCUGCGCUUUGCUGCCAGCAGCAGCAAGCAGCAGCAGCAGCAGAGCUGCAGCAGCAGCACGCUGCACUCAGCAGCGCCAAAACACUCGCGCUGCUGCUGCUGCAGCAGAAGCAGCAGGCCCUCAAGCGGCAGCAGCUAACUCAGCUGGCCCUCAGGGCUUAUAAAGUGCUGCAGCUGAUUCGCCGCAGCCUCAAGGAGUCUUUGAGCAGCAGCAGCAGCAGCAGCAGCAGCAGCAGCAGCAGCAGCAGCAGCAGCAGCAGCAGCGGCAGCGGCAGCAGCAACGGGGUGCAGCUGGAGGAUGGGGUGCAGGCAGCAGAUGCGGCUUCGGCAUGUGUGCAGCAGCAACCCGCAGCAGCAGCACCAACUGCUGCUGCUGCUGCUGCUGCUGCUGCUGUUGAGGCGCUGACGCAGGAACUACAGGAGCUGCUGCUUCCGCGUGAGCUUCUAGAAAGUAGCAGCAGCAGCAGCAGCAGCAGCAGCAGCAGCAGCAAGAUGGAGGACAGUGCGUGGGCAGCUGCAGCGAUGGCAGCAGCAGCAGCAGCAGCUAAGCUGGACAACGCAGGCGCGCUGCAGCAGCUGCAGCAGCUAAUGCAGCAAGCCAAAGCCGUCUGCUGCGGGGUUGUUGGAGAGCAGCAGCAGCAGCAGCAGCGGCAGCAGCAGCAGCAGCAGCUGCUUCGCGCGUCGCUGUCUGCUGCUGAAACCUCAAAGUGCCUGCUGCUGCAGACUACUUAUGAGAAGCUGCAGCAGCUGCAGCAAACCUUAGCAGCAGCAGACAAGUUCUACGGGAUCAGCAGCAGCCAGCAGCAGCAGCACGGGGUUGCUGCUGCGACAGCAGCAGCAGAAGUAGUCCAGCCAGCACUUGAAGCAGCAGCAGCAGCAACAGCAACAAACGCAGAACUGCCACAGGCAGUCGCUGCUGCAGCUGCUGCUGCUGCAGCUCCUGCUGCAGUAGCAGCAGCAGAUGCUGCUGCAAUUCUGCAGCCGACACUGCUGCAGGAGGAGACAGCGCUGCGGUCCCUCCUGCUGACAGCAGCAAGCAGCAGCAGCAGCAGCAGCAGCAGCAGCAGCAGCAGCAGCAGCUGGAGCAGCGAGAGCCGCACAGAAUGGCAGCUGGAGAGAGAAGGAGCAGCAGCAGCAGUGCAGCAGCUGCUGCUGCAGCUGCACGGCGCUGCUGCUGCCCUUAAGGACACUGUGACAAAGCGGCUGCUGCUGGAGAUGAGGGAUUUGCUGCUGCAGCUAAGAAGCAGCGCAGCAGCAGCAGCAGCACAAGAGCCAGCAGCAGCAGCAGCACGGCAGCAGCAGGAGCAGCAAGACCUGCAAGCAGCAGCAGAAACGGAGUGGCUUGUUGCUUUUGAGAGAGUUGCUGCGCCGCUGCUGUCAACCAAAAAAGGGGCAGAAGCAGGUGAGCGCUGCUGCUGCUGCUGCUGCUGCUGCUGCUGUUGGUGCUGCUGCUGCUGCUGCUGCUGCGGAUGGCGCUGUUGCUGCUGCUGA
Molecule: messenger RNA, 1791 nt
Organism: Eimeria necatrix
Lineage: Eukaryota; Apicomplexa; Conoidasida; Eucoccidiorida; Eimeriidae
Exons: 2
Coding region: 1-1791 (596 amino acids)
Source: RefSeq, a predicted model, not a curated record